Molecule: messenger RNA, 1616 nt
Organism: Cladophialophora immunda
Lineage: Eukaryota; Fungi; Ascomycota; Eurotiomycetes; Chaetothyriales; Herpotrichiellaceae
Exons: 2
Coding region: 320-1465 (381 amino acids)
Molecular function (GO): catalytic activity
Source: RefSeq, a predicted model, not a curated record
CACUCGCUUUGCAGGGGAGUAAUGGUAAAGAGACUAACAAUAUCGAGGCAUGAAAGGCAUGAAAGGCAUCAAAGGUAGGACAACUUCCGGCAGACCUGCCACAAUCGAGCGCGAGCUGCGAUGAUUGUCCCCUCACAUCUUAUGAGCCUCGGUCGCUUCGGUAUCGGGAACCUCAGUGCCCCAAUGCCGCGGCCGCUGGGACGGAGCCACGAUCCCCAGAUAAAGCCUGCACCAAGAUGCGUUGAAGCCCUUCGGUGAAGAUAUAUGCCUCAGUGGCCCUGAACACCACGGUUGUCGCUCAAUCAGUGCACAAGCCAAGAUGACUGCCAGUCCACCUCUGACGGGCGUCCGCGUCCUCGAACUCGCUGGCCUAGCUCCAGGCCCCUUUUGUGGUCUGCUCCUCGCAAACUGGGGCGCCAACGUCCUGCGCGUCGAUCGUCCGAGCCCAGUCUCAAGCAGUGACCUCCUGACCAGCUGGAAACGUUCCAUCGCCUUGGACCUGAAGAACCCCUCCUCCGUCGCCGUCUUCCUGUCUCUGGUCUCCAUUGUCGACGUCCUCAUCGACCCUUUCCGCCCCGGUGUGUUGGAGAAGCUUGGUCUAGAUCCCGAGACCGUCCUGCUCAAGAAAAACCCCCGCCUCAUCGUAGUCCGACUGACCGGGUUCCGUCGCGAUGGGAAAUACUCUGCCAUGGCUGGCCACGACAUCAACUACCUCGCCGUGUCCGGGGUGCUCUCUAUGCUCGGCGCGAGGGGCUCUCCACCUGCGCAUCCGGCCAACAUCCUCGCAGACUUCGCCGGCGGAGGCCACGCAGCAUUCACCGGUGUCCUUCUGGCGCUGAUCCACCGCGCAACCAGCGGGAAAGGACAAGUCGUGGAGGCAAACAUGGUCGACGGCGUCAGUUUCCUCGGCACGUUUCCUCGGCUGUUGACGAAGAUGCCCAUGUGGAAUGGCGAGCGGGGCACCAACACACUAGACGGGGGAGCUCCAUAUUACGGGUGCUAUGAGUGCAAGGACGCGGGCAAGUACAUGUCCGUGGGUGCGCUGGAACCCCAGUUCUGGCAGGAGCUGCUGAAGGGGCUGGGUCUCACCGAGGAAGAGGUCGUGCCGGGCAAGCUGGAUCGGCUGGACAAGCGCGCGUGGCCGUACAUGCGCGAGCUGUUCACGAAGCGGUUCCGGGAGAAGACGCGCAAGGAGUGGGAGGCCAUCUUCGACGGCACGGAUGCGUGCUGUGCGCCCGUGCUCGAGCACGCCGAGAUGGAGGCCGCCGGGUACGAUCACCGGCCCAUCGUGGGGCUGACUUCGUCGCCAGCCCGCAAGGUCGAGAUGCAGUGGGACGGCAAGGCGUUGAAGCCCGGCGAAGGCGGCGAGCAGGCCUUGAGAGACUGGAUGGGCUGGAGCAACGGAAAAGAUUACGCGAUAUCGGCCAGCGGUUGCUUCGAGAAGAGAGAAAAGAGUAAGUUGUAGAUCAUCUCCCCCUAUAGGACGGGUUUGAGAAUGUGCAUUUCAAUAAGCCUUUCACGUGAGGGGGGGAAAUAUAUAAGGAGCUGUACAAGUGUAUUGCUUUUUGGUUCUAAUCUAAGAAAGACCCGCCCCUUCAUCGGGUCAUUAUUACCUC